Messenger RNA from Staurois parvus, 1896 nucleotides. The record is from the annotation of a GenBank genome assembly. NCBI's taxonomy places the organism in Eukaryota, Metazoa, Chordata, Amphibia, Anura, Ranidae.
UGCUCUGUGAAUCCAUGCUUUCCCCGUGUCCGCUGUGUCAACACAUCUCCUGGAUUCCACUGUGAUCCAUGUCCUAUUGGUUACAUAGGGAAGAGGGUAGAAGGAGUUGGCUUGGAGUUUGCUAGAGCAAAUAAGCAGAUGUGUCAGGAUAUAGAUGAAUGUGGAAGUGGAAGCAAAGUGUGUCCUGCCAACACUGUCUGCACAAACACUAAAGGUUCAUACAAAUGUGCAGCCUGUAAAGCAGGGUCAGGAGGUAAUCAGAAUUCUGCCUGUAAAACAGAAAGAAGGUGCCCAAAUGGAGAGAUUAGCAAGUGUCAUGAAAAUGCAGAUUGUGUUAUGGACAGGGAUGGAACCGUAGCAUGUGUGUGUAAAGUUGGAUGGGCAGGAAAUGGACUGAUGUGUGCCAAGGACACAGACAUUGAUGGAUUCCCAGACGAAAAGCUGAGAUGUUCUGAUUUGAGAUGCAAAAAAGACAACUGUGUAACUGUGCCUAAUUCUGGCCAGGAAGAUGCUGACGGGGAUGGAAUUGGAGAUGCAUGUGAUGAUGAUGCUGACGGAGACGGGAUACCAAAUAUUCAGGAUAACUGUGUCUAUGUUCCCAAUGUGGAUCAGAAAAAUGCAGAUCAGGAUAAUUUCGGUGAUGCUUGUGAUAACUGUCGUAAUGUGAAAAAUGAUGAUCAGAAGGACACUGACAAAGAUGGAAAAGGAGACAUAUGUGAUGAUGACAUAGAUGGAGACAAAAUUAAGAAUGCUGUGGAUAACUGCAAAAUUGUCCCAAACACAGACCAGAAGGACACAGAUGGCGAUGGUGUAGGUGAUGCAUGUGACAGCUGUCCCACUAUUCGCAAUCCAGACCAGGCAGAUGCGGACCAUGACUUAGUCGGAGAUAAAUGUGUACCAAUCAAGAUCGAGAUGGUGAUGGCCUCCAAGAUUCACGUGACAAUUGUCCAUCGGAUAUUAAUAGUUCACAGCUAGACACAGAUAAGGAUGGUUUAGGAGAUGAAUGUGAUGAUGAUGAUGAUAAUGAUGGCAUCCCAGAUACUGCACCACCUGGCCCAGAUAAUUGCAGAAAAGUACCAAACCCAGACCAAGCAGAUUCUGAUGGGAAUGGUAUUGGUGAUGCUUGUGAAGGAGAUUAUGACAAAGACAUGGUGGUAGAUAAAAUUGAUGCUUGCCCUGAUAAUGCUGAAAUUACCCUAACAGACUUCAGAGAUUUUCAGACUGUUGUUUUGGACCCAGAGGGGAGAUGCUCAAAUCGAUCCAAAUUGGAUUGUAUUAAAUGAGGGAAUGGAAAUUGUCCAAACAAUGAACAGUGAUCCAGGACUGGCUGUUGGUUACACUGCAUUCAAUGGAGUAGACUUUGAAGGAACAUUUCAUGUUAACACAGAAACAGAUGAUGAUUACGCUGGUUUUAUAUUUGGAUAUCAGGACAGCUCCAGCUUCUAUGCAGUUAUGUGGAAACAGAUGGAACAAACAUAUUGGCAGGCGAAUCCCUUUCGGGCUGUGGCUGAACCUGGCAUUCAGCUAAAGGCUAUCAAGUCCACUACAGGGCCUGGAGAGCAACUUAGGAAUUCCUUGUGGCAUACAGGAGACUCCGCAAACCAAGUCAGACUACUAUGGAAAGAUCCCCGAAAUGUGGGCUGGAAAGAUAAGACAUCAUACCGCUGGGCCUUAAAACAUAGACCUUCAGUAGGAUAUAUUAGAGUCAAGUUUUUUGAGGGCCCUGAGCUGGUAGCAGACUCUGGGGUCAUAAUUGACACCACAAUGAGAGGAGGACGUCUUGGAGUCUUCUGUUUCUCUCAAGAGAAUAUAAUUUGGUCCAACCUUCGAUAUCGUUGUAAUGAUACAAUACCGGAUGACUAUGAGACAUUUAAAGAGCAGAGGAGAAAAGCCUGA